AAAAAAGUAUCGGAGCAGAAGAAAGAGAGAGACGAUCAAUCAAUCCUUCGACCACCAGCCACCGGCAAGGAUGAGUAGCUUCAAGGCCUCGAAGAAGCGCAAGGCGGUCACCCGCGACGUCGAGGAAGAAGCCGAGGCCGUCUCCGGAGACGAGCUCAAUGCUGGUGACCUUGACGGAGUCCUUUCCGACAAUGCGCAGGAUCUGUCUGAGGAAGAAGACGAAAGUGAUUCCGAAAUUGAAAUAAACGAUGAAUUCAGCGAAGAUGAAGAGGACGAAGAGGAAGAACUCGACAGUGAUGAGAUCCCGUCAGACGAGGAAGACAACAAGGGAGCACUUGUCCAAUCUCGUGGAAAAUCCAGAGUAAAUGUCAACAGCGCAAAGAAAGAGGAGCAAGAUGACGAGUCGAGCGAAGACGAAAAGCCCAAUUACCGCAUAGAAAAAGAUGCCAACGGGAACCCCCGUUAUGUCUACGACGAGAUCAACCCUGACGAUAACUCGGAAUACUCUGAUGUCGACGAAAAUGCAAACACCAUCGGCGAUAUUCCUCUGUCGUUUUACGACCAAUAUCCCCACAUUGGAUACAAUAUUAACGGGAAGAAGAUCAUGCGACCUGCGAAGGGUGAAGCUCUGGAUGCACUGCUUGAUAGCAUCGAGAUUCCUAAGGGCUGGACCGGUCUGACCGACCCGUCUACUGGAAAGCCGCUAGAGCUGAGCCAGGAUGAGCUUGAACUUCUGCGCAAGGUACACAUGAACGAAAUCCCAGAGGAGGGCUACAAUCCGUACGAACCCAUGGUUGAGUGGUUCACCAGCAAGGAGGAGAUCAUGCCCCUGAGCGCCGCCCCAGAGCCAAAGAGACGCUUCUUGCCUUCGAAGCACGAAGCCAAGCGGGUCAUGAAAAUUGUCAAGGCUAUCAGAGAAGGCCGCAUCCUGCCGUACAAGCCUCCAGCUGAGGAAGACGAGACCGAAGAAGAUGUCAUUAAGUACGAUAUCUGGGCUGAUGAGGCUGAACGCCCUGAUCAUCCUAUGCACAUGCCCGCACCUAAGCUUCCUCCGCCUGGUUACGAGGAGAGUUAUCACCCCCCGCCAGAGUAUCUACCCGACAAGAAAGAAAGGAAAGCGUGGGAAGAGGCCGAUCCUGAAGACCGCGAGCGUGAAUUCCUGCCCACUAAUUACGACUCUCUGCGCAAAGUUCCCGGCUACGAAAGCUUUGUCAAGGAGAAAUUCGAGCGUUGUCUCGACCUCUACCUUGCACCCAGGGUUAGGAGAAGCAAGCUCAAUAUUGAUCCUGAGAGUCUGUUGCCAAAACUCCCUAGCCCUGAAGAGCUCAAGCCAUUCCCGACCACAUGCGCAACUAUCUUCAGAGGUCACAAGGGCCGUGUCAGGAGUCUUGCCGUUGAUCCCUCUGGGCUCUGGUUGGCAACUGGUGGAGAUGACGGUACUGCUCGUGUCUGGGAACUUCUUACCGGUCGUCAGCUAUGGAGUGUGAAGCUCAGUGAUGAAGACCCCGUCAAUGUUGUUCGCUGGAGACCCGGCAAAGACGCCGUGAUUCUCGCAGCCGCAGCCGGAGACGACCUCUUCCUUGCUGUGCCCCCAAUCCUGGAUCCGGAACUUGAGAAGACUAGCAUCGAUCUCCUUGAUGCUGGCUGGGGUUACGCUGCCAGUGCUCCUGCUCCCAAGCCCGCAGAGGCAAACAAGAAGAGCACACCUCCCCAGUGGAUCCGCCCGUCAGCAGCUCUUGCUGAGGCCGGUGUUAUGGUGGUGAUUCCUCUGAGAUAUGUCGCCAAGUCUAUCUCCUGGCAUCGCAGAGGUGACUACUUUGUCACCGUUUGCCCUGGAUCCUCCACCCCAGCAUCCGUCGCCAUUGCCAUUCACACGGUUUCGAAGCAUCUCACGCAAUUCCCCUUCCGCCGGCGCCUCAAGGGUGGUGGUCCCCCUCAGACGGCGCAUUUCCACCCUUCGAAACCUAUCCUGUUCGUCGCCAACCAACGCAGUAUCCGUGCGUACGAUCUCUCCCGCCAGCUUCUGGUCAAGAUUCUACAACCAGGUGCUCGAUGGAUUUCAUCAUUCGACGUUCACCCGACCUCCUCCUCGGCUUCUGGUGGUGACAACAUCAUUGUCGGAUCCUACGACCGCCGUCUCCUGUGGCACGAUCUCGACCUGUCUGCCCGUCCAUACAAGACAUUGCGAUACCACAAGAAGGCCAUUCGUGCCGUCAAGUUCCACCCCAGCGGCCGCUACCCUCUGUUCGCUGAUGCAAGUGACGACGGCUCCCUACAGAUCUUCCACGGCAGCGUUACCGGCGAUAUGCUUAGCAACGCAAACAUCGUACCUCUCAAGGUUCUCAAAGGCCACAAGAUCACGGGCGAACUCGGUGUGUUGGAUGUCGACUGGCACCCGAGCCAAGCCUGGUGUGUCAGUGCCGGAGCGGAUGGCACUUGCAGACUCUGGAUGUGAUAGAAUAAUGCUUACGCUAAAUAUCUUGUUGCUGUAUUUCUUUUGGGCAUCAUCGCAUGCAAAAGGCGUUUAUUCAAAUGUGCAUAUUGAAAUCUUCUAUAGGCUAUGGAAAAAUAUACCUUUC
This is a messenger RNA of Paecilomyces variotii, 2579 nucleotides long. Its product is annotated as ribosome biogenesis protein erb1. Gene Ontology annotation, biological process: ribosome biogenesis; maturation of LSU-rRNA from tricistronic rRNA transcript (SSU-rRNA, 5.8S rRNA, LSU-rRNA). The record is from RefSeq and is a predicted model, not a curated record. Gene Ontology annotation, molecular function: protein binding; ribonucleoprotein complex binding. The transcript has a single exon. The coding region runs from base 71 to 2455 and encodes 794 amino acids. NCBI's taxonomy places the organism in Eukaryota, Fungi, Ascomycota, Eurotiomycetes, Eurotiales, Thermoascaceae. Gene Ontology annotation, cellular component: preribosome, large subunit precursor; PeBoW complex.